AAACCAUUCAACAAGACAAGGCUGACGGAGCACAACCAGAAGCGGGCGACGCGAUCAACACCACUCACAUCACGCCAGCAUUGAUUUGUCGCUGAGUUGAGUUGAGUGGGGUGGACUGCCUGGUCUCUCUUCGGAUCGAGCGCGUGUAUCGGCUGUUCAACAACCAGGCAAGCAGCGAUCAACAAGAACAAGAACAACAGCAACAACAACAACAACAACAACAACAACAACAACAACAACAACAAGAACAACAGCAUCAACCACCACCACCACCACCACAACAACAACAACAGCAACACCGAAGAAAGCAUGAACCCCAAACAUGCUGACGUGCAGCGCAGGUUCAGCGUGGCGCACGACAAGACAAGCAGGCGCUACAGCGUGGCCAUCUCCGCGGCCUCGGCUCGCCCAUCCCGCCUCGGCUUGAACGUGGUGGGCAGAAGUGGCACCGGCAGCGUCACUGGGACUCGUGGGGGCGCGCACCUGCGCAGCAGCAACAGCAGCAACCUCAUCAGCGCCCGCAACAUCGACAAGGGCACACCAGGCAGCGCUGGAAACACGGGGCGGCAGCACCCACGGAACAGGAACAUGCGGCAGGAGCGGGUGUCAACCGCCUCUUCCGCCGCAAGCCUCAGCCCCCUCUCAAAACCACGCUCUGGAAGUCAGCGAUCACGACCCACCCGCCGGUUGACAAACAAGGCCACGUUCAGGCGCCGUCUGCCAGGAUGGAAGGGCUAUCAGGCCCGCAAGAACGCAGAGCUUGCGCAAGCGGUGAAGGUUGGCGACAUUGAGCGGGCGAAGCGAUUGCUUCGUGAGGGCGCUGACAUCAACGCAACGGAGCGCGGCAACCACAAUCGCAGUCUCGUGCACGCGUCUGUGCAGUUUCUUCAGGACGACCACCAGCUCUGCAGUGAAGUGGUUGAUGAGUUGGCUGAUCUUGGCGCGGACUGCACAUGUGUCGACGACAUUGGCAACUCUCCGCUACACCUUGCAUGCAGCCUUGGCAACCUUCCUGCGGCUGAAGUGUUGUUGAACCAGAAUCUGAGCCCAGUUCAGACAAACAAGCAGGGCUCCACACCGCUGCAGCUGGCGGUGGAGAACGGGAAUGCGUCCAUGGUGCGACUCUUGCUGACCCAUCAAGGGUCACAGUCGGCCGUGCGCACACUGUUCACGACACCGCAGGACCACAUGCACACGCGCAUGCGCAGUGACGUGUACCGAUCUGCACUGGACAGCAACGCCACCGCUGUCCUCGCUGAGCUCGUGCAGUUCCACACACGCGUCGGCGGGGUGUCUUUCGAUGACAUUGCAACGCCAACUUUGGAGCUGGCAUCCUUGUCAUAG
Salpingoeca rosetta is the source of this 1344-nucleotide messenger RNA. RefSeq lists its product as uncharacterized. Gene Ontology annotation, molecular function: protein binding. Bases 310 to 1344 code for a protein of 344 amino acids. The transcript is spliced from 8 exons. The record is from RefSeq and is a predicted model, not a curated record. NCBI's taxonomy places the organism in Eukaryota, Choanoflagellata, Craspedida, Salpingoecidae.